Messenger RNA from Scutellospora calospora, 136 nucleotides. The record is from the annotation of a GenBank genome assembly. Lineage: Eukaryota; Fungi; Glomeromycota; Glomeromycetes; Diversisporales; Gigasporaceae.
AUGGUAUACUCACUUGGAGAACUAACAAGAAUAAUUAUUGAUACUAUAGAGAAACCAAGUGUAACUUUAAGAGAUAAAUUUAGAGAAUUAUAUAAUUUAAAUCUAUCUCAAUUAGAAAAUUUCAAAUAUAUACAAG